Messenger RNA from Myripristis murdjan (pinecone soldierfish), 2168 nucleotides. It is a transcript of the gene crx, whose product is annotated as cone-rod homeobox. Gene Ontology annotation, molecular function: RNA polymerase II cis-regulatory region sequence-specific DNA binding; DNA-binding transcription factor activity, RNA polymerase II-specific. Bases 513 to 1400 code for a protein of 295 amino acids. The record is from RefSeq and is a predicted model, not a curated record. Gene Ontology annotation, cellular component: nucleus. Gene Ontology annotation, biological process: multicellular organism development; regulation of transcription by RNA polymerase II. The transcript has 3 exons. Lineage: Eukaryota; Metazoa; Chordata; Actinopteri; Holocentriformes; Holocentridae.
UAAGUCUUAUGUGGAUCCUGUUGACGAAGACAGCCUAUUACAGUCUGUUCACUUACCUUGAGAGUGAGCGUGCGUGCGUGCGUGCGUGCGCGCGGUGGGAGGGGUUUUCUGGAGCCACUUGCUCCCUCUAAUUAGCAGAGUGUGCCGGUAAAGGAACUCAGUGGAGCAACCUCGCCAAGGCGCGAAGGCACCCGCGGCCACCUCACCUGUGUCAUGACUCAAAACUGUGUGAAACUCAACUCGGACACGCAGCUCGCAUGCCCACUCUGCUGAUUUGCGCUCUGCUGGUAAAGUGACAGAAAGAAAGUAAAGGCUCAAAGUGCAAAUUAAGCAACUUUGAGAUUCCUCCAGACUUGCGCCGGCGCUUCCCGCUCCUCUCCACACGCAGGUUGGAGAGCUGGGAUCCGACGCAGCAACUUGUGACAGACAGAGCCGCUCCCAGGGGCCCCCGGUUGUUGCGUUACGUGUCCGCGAGACAACGCAGGGAGAGGACUUAAAAGCCCGCGGUAAGGAUGAUGUCCUACAUAAAGCAACCCCAUUACGCCAUGAACGGGUUAAAUUUGCCUGGCCCCGGAAUGGACCUGCUGCACACCACCGUCGCGUAUCCAUCCACUCCCCGGAAGCAGCGUAGGGAGCGUACCACCUUCACCCGAACACAGCUGGACAUCCUGGAGGCGCUGUUCUCCAAGACCCGCUACCCGGACAUCUUCAUGAGGGAGGAGGUGGCCCUCAAGAUCAACCUGCCUGAGUCACGUGUGCAGGUUUGGUUCAAAAACCGCCGUGCCAAGUGCCGUCAGCAGCAGCAGCAGAGCAGUGGCCAGUCCAAGCCCCGUCCUCCCAAGAAGAAGGCAUCUCCACCCCAGGAGCCCAGCGCCCCUGAUCCAGUCUCAAACCCCUCGGGUUCUUACAGCCCCUCGUCCGCCCCGUCGGGCCCCACCCUCGCCCCGAGCUCCAGCACCGGAAACACGGCGGUGUCCAUCUGGAGCCCGGCCAUCUCGCCCCUCCCUGACCCCCUGGCCUCCUCCUCAGCCCCCUGCAUGCAGCGGCCCUCGCCGUACCCCAUGAGCUACGGCCAGCCCUCGGCCUACACCCAGGGCUACGCCGGCACCACCUCCUACUUCACCGGCCUGGACUGCAGCGCCUACCUGUCCCCCAUGCACUCACAGCUGUCGGGCACCGGCGGCGCUCUCAGCCCCAUCACCGUGCCCUCCAUGGGGGGCUCCCUAAGCCAAUCCCCGGCCUCGCUAUCCUCCCAGGGCUACGGCACCGCCUCCUCGCUGGGCUUCACCUCUGUCGACUGCCUGGACUACAAGGACCAGCAGGCCUGGAAACUGGGCUUCACCACAAUGGACUGCCUGGACCACAAAGACCAAAACUCCUGGAAGUUCCAGGUCCUCUAGAGGGAGGGGCAGGGCGCCGUUCAGGAGAGUCAGCUGGCCAGAGCGAGCUCCUGUGUGAUGUGCAGGACCGAGCCGUUCUGCCAGAGGACGUGUUAUCUUUUAUUCUCAGUUUCUUGUUUGUAAAUUUUUUUUUUCUAAAGGCAACCUCUGUAGAAAAUGCAUUUUAUUUGAAUGAGAGUGGAGACUGGGGGACCCGUGACUAUUAUCAACGCUGCCUGACUGCAAGUCAUGUCCGUUCUCUUCUUCAUGCUACGUUAACUAAGAGAACAAAGCCUUUAAAGAGUUUGUAGGAAGAGGCUCCCGGUGGAUGCUGAGCUGAAUGUCCGUAGUUUCAGUGGAGUCCUCCCUAUGGAAACACACUAAGACAUCCCUGCUGUUCUCAUGACUGUCUCACACAGCCACAUGUACGCUACACUUGUUCGUUUCAUUCAUUUUGUUGUGCAUCGGCUUACACUUUGUUUUAAAGUUUGCAUUAACAUAGAGUUAAAGGAGAGAUGCUUUUCGCAGCGAGGGGCUCUGAAGGUCCUUCCAUAGUCACUUCCUCCUGCAGAGCCAUCAGGGUUACUUUAUUUAAAUUUAUUUAUUCUUACUAUUAUUAUUGUACGCUACACAUUACUAUUUCAUUUGGUUGCAGUUAGAUUUUUGGAGCAAUAUGUGUUACGUAUUACCGUGUUAGCCUAGUAUCAUCCUGAUUUGUUUGAUGAAAGAAAAAGACAAAAAAAGAUCUUCUGUUUAGUUGUGUGACAUAUUAAAGCUAUCUUGUCUUUA